This is a messenger RNA of Diaporthe citri, 795 nucleotides long. RefSeq lists its product as uncharacterized. Bases 1 to 795 code for a protein of 264 amino acids. Lineage: Eukaryota; Fungi; Ascomycota; Sordariomycetes; Diaporthales; Diaporthaceae. The transcript has a single exon. The record is from RefSeq and is a predicted model, not a curated record.
AUGUUCGCCAACCUCGCAACACGCCACACAGUAGCACUCAUCGCGGUAGCUACACCUACCGUGUAUCUAUUCCUAUUGAGACGGUCGGUGAUGCGGAACGUCGAGAGUUGCAAUACCCAGCAGUAUGGGCGAGGAGCCCAGACCGGGAAAACAACGCAGCACUGGCAGGCCGCCGCAUCACCUCCAUCCGAGCCUCCAUUACCAAGGUCACUGCCGCAGUCGGUGGUGGCUGAUGACACCCCCGGGUACGUUCUAUGGAACGAGCGCGUGGUAUCCAAGCCAGUGGCUUUGUCUGAGCUCCGCUGGUCCGGCGGGAGCCUGGACGAGCUUCUCACACGCUACGUCAGGGCUACGAUGGUCGCCUUUACGUGGACACCACAGGCAUAUCUCAUCCGGAAGAUGCUCCCUGCCGGCGUCGGAGAGACCUUCGAGGCCGACUACAUCAAUACGAUGGACUUCGCAGAGCUGGGUAAGCGUGUUGACGGCGUGUACACGGUGCAGUACCGGGGCACAGACCCUGGCGGCGAGCGCGUGGAGAUGAGACUGAGCCCACCGGAGGAGUACACAGGCCCGAGAUCCGGUGGCAUAAUCGUGGCGGCGAUCGAGCCUGUGGGAGCGGGCGCUCCCGACGAGGUCGUCUUCGUCAAUGAGACGUGGCUGUGGCGGAAUCCGGACGAGAAGCCCACGCUGUUGGAGGGCUCGAUCGGUCGUUGGUUUCACUCUCUCCUUGCGGCUUGGCUCAUUGGCAAAGGCAUCAAGCCUAUCCGACGCGAGGAGUUUUUGGCAAAAAAGUAA